AUGGGAGAACACCAGAACCUGACAGAGUUGGAACUAGAAACACAGCUGCGUGGCCUGGGACUCAGUGAGGAAGACGUUCAGACGCUCAUUGAGGAAGCGUUCCCAAAACCGGCCGUCCCCGUGUCGCAGAUCAGCGAAAAUGACGAAGAGGAAAUGGCGUUUUUAAUAAACUGUUUCCCGACCAUCCCAAGGUCUACUUUGAAGGCAAAGUUGCUGGAAAACAAGCACGACCUGGACGUGACUACUGAAGUUUUACUGAAUUACGAGCUUUUGAAAAACGAGUCAAGCCCGCAGUUUUUUGAUAAACGGCUGAAAAAGCAGCACAAAACGCUUGUCAAGCGUGAAAAAAAGGGCAAUAUCAACCGCACCCAGGAUCUUGAGCUGCUAGCGCUGGCACUGAACGUCUCACAAGCUGAGGCAGAAGAGUUGUACGACAUUCACGAUCAAUCGGUCAGUAAAGUUCUCCAAAACUAUUUCAAGUCAUCUGCAUGGGAUAUGCGAACAAUCUCUACCCUAGUGACCGAACUUGACCGGCCCAGGCCUAGGGUCGAAACGUCCGAUGCGAAGCGUGCUGCAUCUGCUGCACCAUCUCAACAACUGCUUGACAGUUUUGGCGACCAACCAAUUACUAAGACCAGCGUCAGGCAGAUGAAGGAGAACUAUCUUCGGCGUAUGGACACUCUUCUGGAACAGGCACACAACCAUAGCCAACGCAUUGGCACGAGGCAUCUGGCCGCAGAGUACAGGCAGGAAGCGGCAGAUUUGAUGAAAAAGCUUAAAGAACUGCAGGUGCUCGAAUUUCAUGUUAAAUCUUACAACCAGCAAGCAUCGGCGAUUGAUUUUCACGGUAUGACAGUGUCGGUUGCGCUAGCUCUAUGCGAAGACAAAGUGGAUCACUGGCUGGUCUGCUCGCGUGACCGAACUCUGGAGCUUGUGACUGGAGCAGGUCUUCAUUCUUCCGAUCGAGUGCCUCGCAUCAAAAACGCAGUGAGAAGGUACCUCGAUCAACGUAAUCUCAACUACGAAGAAUUACCUGGAAGCUUUGUUGUUCACCGCUAA
Molecule: messenger RNA, 1059 nt
Organism: Wickerhamiella sorbophila
Lineage: Eukaryota; Fungi; Ascomycota; Dipodascomycetes; Dipodascales; Trichomonascaceae
Exons: 1
Coding region: 1-1059 (352 amino acids)
Molecular function (GO): ubiquitin binding
Source: RefSeq, a predicted model, not a curated record